AUGCCGCCAUGCGUACUUUGUUUACUUAUCUGUUUCAUUCAUGAUCGAUCUAAUGGCGGUCCUGACAUUCCGCUGGCCGUGGUUCCUGUCCACCAGCUUGUCCUUGAUCAUCUCAGGAAGCAUGACCCCGAAGGAAUUUGCAUGGUACCUUGGAAAACGUACACGUUUCGGCAGUUCCUUUGUCACACUAUCUCGUCUGCGAACUAUCUCCAUCACAUAGGUUUGCGAAAGGAAACCGUUGUGGCUUUGGUCCUACCGAACUGUCCGGAGUUCGCCACUUGCCUGUUGGCAAUUUUUGCUGACGGGGGUAUUGCUACAUGUUUAAGUCCCGCUUUUACAACUGGUAAGCUCCAACAAAGUUUCGAUGAUCCUCGCUUCUCAUUUCAGUUCAAGUUUCUCAAACUGUGCUUCUUAUUUAAGGAAAUUAUUACCGUAGACCCAUGCGAUUUUGGCGCAUACGGUGAUAGCAUUCGUCUCUCUGAAAUGGACUUCGAUUUCGGCGGUGAACAACUGUUGGCUUCAGUGUCAUUCGACUGCAAAAAGGACCUCUGCAUAUGUCCGCUUUCCAGCGGUACAACAUUGCAUCCGAAGGCAGUGAAACUCUCGCACUACAAUGUAGCGUCGAUGAUUCAAAGUAUUCGCCUUUUCAGAGCUGAAAAGAUCACCCUGCCGGUAAAAGGCUUCAAUAUUAUCUGCUUUCUACCGUUUUAUCAUAUCUACGGAACGGUCAUAUUUCUCGUUGGACUGUUAAGAGGUUUUGUAAUGAUCACGAUGGAAGAGUUCAAAUCUGAGCUGUUCCUGAACCUUAUUCAAACUUACAAGGUAAUGUGUCAAUUCCUGUUUGUCGUGCCUCCAAUUUUAAACUUUCUGGUUCGACAUCCGUUAGUGAAGAAAUUCGACAUUAGCAGCGUUAAAACGAUCCUCGUUGCUGCGGCACCGUUUGGCAAGGAAGAAUCUGGAUAUUUAGCCUAUGGAUUAACUGAAAUCAGUGGAGCCUCUCACAUAAUGCCCGCAGUUCCAGUGUCUAAGCUGCGCCACGGAAGUUGUGGCGUGUUGCUGCCGAAUUUUGAGUGUAAGGUGAGGGAAUUAUCUGGUAAAACGCGCAACGCAAUGGAACGGGGCGAAAUUUGUCUACGCGGCCCAGCUUGUUGUUUGGGAUAUUUCGGAAACGAAGGUGCUACGGAACAACUGAUCGAUUCUGAAGGGUGGCUUCAUACUGGCGAUGUUGGAUACUUUGACGAAGACGGCUACUACUUCAUUGUGGAUCGUAUAAAAGAUAUGAUCAAGAUCAAAGGCUUUCAAGUAUUUAACAUAAGUUUGCGAAAUGAACUGUUGCAUAUGAAACAUAUUGCAGACGCGAAACAGUUUCUUCCAGAUUUUACCGCUUUCAUACCAAGAUCAGAUAGAUGA
Molecule: messenger RNA, 1410 nt
Organism: Soboliphyme baturini
Lineage: Eukaryota; Metazoa; Nematoda; Enoplea; Dioctophymatida; Soboliphymatidae
Source: the annotation of a GenBank genome assembly